This is a messenger RNA of Mesocestoides corti, 1185 nucleotides long. Lineage: Eukaryota; Metazoa; Platyhelminthes; Cestoda; Cyclophyllidea; Mesocestoididae. The record is from the annotation of a GenBank genome assembly.
CUUCCACUGCAGUCCUCCGAUCAGUUACAACUGGAACAGACAAGCGGUGUUUGUCUGGAAGCCAAGGAUUGUUUGGACGGGCGUUCGCAAAGUUCGUGUAUGAAUAAGUCGUCGUCAACCGAGUGUUCUAGUAGCUUCGCAGCCAAUCGAAAACUUAGCUUGCCUGCCCAACUCGACACGUCCAUCUCCUUCCCGACCCUUCAAAUGACGUUCUUUCAAGUGGACACCCCGUCGUCCGCACCACCCAACUUCCCUUCGUCCGAAGUCGUUGAUGAGGAGAGCGAAAAGGUGGAGAAGCCGACGUCACCACGGCAAAGACGCUUCCACGGCUGGCGUCGUUUGCGACUGCCGCCCAAGAUUCUCAUCUCCACGUCCACGGCGACAACAACGUCCAGGAAGCAGUCGAGGUGCUUGGGGGUUGGUGUGGCACCACAACUCGUCCAGUCCCUCACGAGCCUUCAUUCUGGGCUUCCUCCUCCACCGCCGUCGCCUCCUCUUCCACAUCCUCCCGCUUCCACUCCCCUCGACUUGUUCCAGUGCCUCCGCACCAGCAAGUCGUCCGAGGUUCUGUCGAAACGCUCGGCGAGCAGUGAUCCAGAGAUUGCUCAAGACCUUCCCAGCCUGAUCAAAAGUAACCUCUGUACCUAUUUCCUCUCAGCAUGCAGAGCCGGACGCCUGCAGGAGGUUCAACAAGCUCUGGACGCUGGCGUCGCUCCAACGACUGUGGAUCCAGUCUCGGGGAAGUCAGGACUACACCAGGCUGCCAAGUUUGGUCGUCUCAACGUUGUACAGUACCUCAUUGAAAGCGGUGAGCGAUUCUGGUGCCUUCAGCUUUCCACCUCAAGAUCGGUUUCUCUUGACCAAUUCUCUUUCUCUCUUGCUGUAGCUCCGAGGGAGUUGCUGGACCUUCAGGACUUCGAAAAGAAGCAAACAGCUCUACACAAGGCGGCGGCUUGCCAUCGUAGACGCGUCUGUGAGUCACUGAUUCGCGCUGGCGCCUCCGCCGUCUGUCAGGACGUCAAUGGCGACACUCCACGCAUCCUGGCACUCAGGGCUUCUGACAAGAAACUCGCUCACACCCUGCAGAUUGAGGAACUAAUGCAGAUGAUUAAACGAAGCAAUGAGGAAUUUCAACCCAGUGCCAAAGUCACCCCCUCUACACCGCCCCUUCCGCACACUCCAUGA